Messenger RNA from Cryptomeria japonica (Japanese cedar), 1701 nucleotides. RefSeq names its product histone-lysine N-methyltransferase ASHR2. The transcript is spliced from 2 exons. The coding region runs from base 71 to 1255 and encodes 394 amino acids. Gene Ontology annotation, molecular function: protein binding. Lineage: Eukaryota; Viridiplantae; Streptophyta; Pinopsida; Cupressales; Cupressaceae. The record is from RefSeq and is a predicted model, not a curated record.
UAAACCUUAAAACACCCAGCGAGGAGUCUCUUAAACUCUCACAAGCCUUCGAGUAGGGAAGACAUCCAACAUGGAAACUAACACAACAAAAACAUCAUUGGUAAGAGUAACAGAGAUCCAAGGCAGAGGCAGAGGUCUGGUUGCAACCCGGCCCAUUGAAGCAGGUCAGGUACUUAUGCAAGAGACUCCUCUCUUGAUUUAUCCACACUCAAAUCCAUGCAUAACCAGUUCAUUCUGCGCCCAUUGCUUUCUAGCAUUGCCUCCCUCGCCAUCAUUUUUAUCAUGCCCAUCAUGCACACAUCCUCUAAUCUUCUGCUCCACCCAGUGCCAGUCAGGGGCUCAAACCUCUUCACACACUGAAUGGGUUUGCAAAUCGCUCAACAUUCUCAGCUCCUCUUCAUUGGAUCCUGAAACCCACACACAGGCAUGCUUUCUGAUUGCAGCUUACAAUUUAGCCAUUGUUUCAACUGCUAAGUUUCAGCUUCUCUUGCUUUUGCAAGGAAAUGGUGCAACAGUGGACUCACAGGCACACUUGUUGCAUUCUUUUAUGGUGUCCGUUAUGUCAUUCUGGCCUCUUCAAGGACAGCUACCUGGAUUUUCUCCAGAGUUGACUGCCUCCCUGCUGUCCAAGGAUAAACAGAAUGCAUUUGGGUUAAUGGCACCUGUCCAGCAAGGUGGGGAGAGACAGGUCAGGGCAUAUGCAAUAUAUGCACAAGCUUCCUUUUUCAAUCAUGACUGCCUUCCAAAUGCCUGUAGAUUUGAUUAUGUAGACAAGCCUGGAGAUCACAAUACAAAUAUUAUCAUUAGAUCUCUGCAUGACAUUCAGGAUGGAUCAGAGAUAUGCCUGAGCUACUUCCCUGUCAAUUGGCCAUAUGCUGAAAGACAAAAAAGGUUAUUAGAAGACUAUGGCUUUUCUUGCAUGUGUGACCGUUGCAGGGUUGAGGAAACAUGGAGUGACAAGGAAAGCAUGGAUGAGGAAAAUGCUAUCUUGGAGGAUGAGAUGGAGGAUGAAGACAUAGAACUUCAGGAGGCAGAUGCAAUGGGAGAAAAUACUGGUGAAGGAGAAAGUGAUUUUCCUCAUGCAUACUUCUUUGUAAAAUAUCUUUGCCCAGUUGAGAAUUGUGGAGGAACUAUGGCUCCAUUGCCUCCUUGCGAUGGUACUCCAUCUCCUGUUAUGGAAUGCAAUAUGUGUGGUCAUUUGAGAACUGAUGAAGACUUUAAUCAAGACCUGAAAGAUCAUGGGAUGGCUGAUUGAAGGAGAAUUACUAGAUUUUGUUCUCUAAUUUGACGAAGUGCUAUGAGGUUGUGUAUAAUAUGCUCUUCAUUUGAAUCAUGUGUGCACGCUUAGUAGGAAUUCUCCUUUUUUGUCAUUCCAUCUUGCAAAUACCACACCCUGGAGAAAAUGAAUUGCAGAAAUGCAUGGCAAAAGAACUCCUAAGAAGGGAAAGGGGUUACAGGGGUUUAAGAUGUAAAAUUCAUGAUAUAUUUUCUCUGAUAUUUAUUUUUUGUCUCAUUAUGCAAUUUUAAGGAUGUAAAAAAGAAUUCUCUUUAAAGCCUGAUUAUUUGUUUAAUUAUCCAAAACAUGGGAACUGGAUUGUUAGAAAGCUCCAACUGGUAAAAUAGUCAGGUUGCCCUGCUGGUAAAAUGUCUAGGGCUUAACUAUUAAUAUUUGUCCUGUUAACAGAAAGGAUAUUUUUGCUU